This is a messenger RNA of Mugil cephalus (flathead mullet), 1949 nucleotides long. RefSeq names its product putative nuclease HARBI1. Bases 137 to 1444 code for a protein of 435 amino acids. NCBI's taxonomy places the organism in Eukaryota, Metazoa, Chordata, Actinopteri, Mugiliformes, Mugilidae. The transcript has 4 exons. The record is from RefSeq and is a predicted model, not a curated record.
GAGUAAAAGAGGAAGGAAGCGGAAGUAAACAAAAGACCGUUUUCCCACCACGGAAGCUGUUGCAUCUCGUAUUUGUGUAUUUAUUGCUUUCGCUUUAUGUUUUGCGCGUUGCCUCCCGGCGGUUGAGUCGGUGGAAAUGGAGGAAGAGGGGCCGCUGCGGUCCCUGAUGUUUCUCAUGACUUACAUGCUGCUGAAGCGCCGGAGAGACAUAAACGACGCAAACAUCCAGAGGCGCAAUGAGAUCCAGAGACGCAUCCGGCACCGACAGUACUUCUUCCAGAGACAGAGGAGGAUGCUGCUGAUUAUGAUAGCUGGAGGUCUCCGCUCCAACGUCCGCAUCCGCACCCGUCCCUGGACCACCACUCAGAGGACCGACUGGUGGGAGCGGGUGGUGAUGACGGAAUUCCAGCCCUCCGAUUGGCUGGACAAGUUUCGCAUGAGCCGGGAGACGUUCUUCUACCUGUGCGACAAGCUGAGGCCCCGCCUGGCUCGCCAGGACACCAGCUUCCGCCUGGCGCUGCCGGUGGAGAAGCGCGUGGCCGUGGCCCUGUGGCGCCUCGCGUCCAACAUCGAGUACCGCACCAUCAGCACCCUGUUCGGCGUGGGGAAGUCCACCGUGUGCAGGUGCGUCAGAGACAUGUGUCACGCCAUCGUGGCGCUCCUCAGCUCCAUCUACCUGCGGCCCCCCAACGAGCAGGAGAUGGAGGAUUCGGCGCAGCUCUUCCUGUCCCACUGGGGCUUCCCCCACUGUGUCGGCGCCAUAGCAACGCUCCACACGGCCAUCAUCUCCCCGUCAAACAACGCGUCUGACUACGCCAACCCUGCCGGCUGGCUCUCGGUGAUGUCGCAGGUGGCUGUCAGCGGCCGGGGGCACUUCUGGGAUGUGUGUGCGAGUUUCCCAGGCGGGACAGAUCCAGCUGACAUUCUACAGAACUCAUCGCUUUGGGCCACAGCUGCAGAGGGUGGACUCUCACCCGCCUCCCCACUGGUUUUCAUGGGAAAAUCACUCAGGUAUGUGUUGCUGGGGGAGUCCUGCUACCCGCUCCAGAGCUGGCUGCUGAAGGCCUACCCCGAGGAAAAGGGCAGGAGGUCGAGCCGAGCAGCGCUGAGCAACGCCCAGCAGCUGUUCAAUCGGCAGCUGGACCGGGCGCUGCGCGUGUCCGAGGAGGCGCUGCUGCGUCUGAGGGCGCGCUGGCAGUGCCUGAGCAAGAGGAACGACUGCGGACUGGACGUGGUGCCCACCAUGAUCCUGGCCUGCUGCAUUCUGCACAACAUGUGCGAGUCCCACGGGGACGCCUUCAAGGCUGAGUGGCAGGGGGAGGUGGCCGAGGCGGAGAGCCCUCAGCCCCGACACAAGCCGCUCCUCUCGACCGGCAUGGACCAAAGUAACUCUGAGGAGGUCAGGCGCCUCUUCUGUGACUACUUUGAACAACAGAGCAACUGACAAAUGACUGAAAAAUCCUGUACACCUGCUUAUAUAUACUUUAUAUUUUUAUUACACUACUAACAUGACAGUCCUGUCUUGCCGCACUUGUUCUCCCGGUACGUGUAAAAGGACGACAGUGCGAGCAUACGUCUCAACUCAUAGUGCAACCUAAACACACACAGACAUUUAAGCUCAGUUUGCUUUAACACGAGCCAAAUGGGACAGUUUGGAAACAUAAUAAUCACAUAUGCAUUAAUGCUGUCUUUUUUUUGUUGGCUAUCCUUUUAUUUAUACCUCAUGGGGGAUGAUAUUUCUCUGCCUUUUGGAUUUGGGGGGAUAUUUUAGGUGCAGUUUAAGGCACCGUAGCCGUGAAUGUAGCCUUGCAGCUGUCCAUAAAGUCAUGGUUUCACUGGGACUCGAACCCAGGAGCUUCCUUGAAAUGAAAAAGAAAAGACAUUUUUACAUAAUAUUAUUUUUGUACAUUUUAUGUGGUGCAUCACUGUAUAAAGUUUCUUUGUAAUGA